AUGUCUAUCUUUGCAUUCUGUGGUAAGCACUGUUGUAAAUUCUGCAAGUCAACUCCUCAAGUGCAGAAACAAAAUGGCACAGUAGUUACUGUGAACACAGCUGUGGACAAAAAAGAGAAGCCAUUUGGUUAUGUGGAUAUUUACCCCGGCGUACGUAAAGCGGAUAACACUUACAAUUGCCCAAUGCUUGCUAUUCAUCUCUAUCGUCAAGCACAGCUCAAAGCUAAAACGGAUGAAAGUGAACGUACGGUCAUCGUCGACAGGAGAAAUCCAGUAAAAACUCAUGAAGAUUCAAAACAAAUUAAAGAAAAAAAUAAGUUCGACGCGGAAGUAGACAUCAUGAUGCUUCCACUUGAAGAUAUAAUACGGAUGAGCGCCAAACUAGAAAUUGAAAAAGCUGAACAAUCUGAUGUCAAAGAAGAGAUUAUUCCUGAAUAUGGCCCAGGUGGAAAUUGCUGUGAUACUUGUUGUGAUAGCAUACGCGAAUGUUGUUGUUCCUGUCAGAGUAAAGCCAAAAUUGCUCCAAGUGUUACUACGAAAAACAUUUUCCUUGUAAACGAGUCAAAUCGAAAUCCAACAAUUGAAGAAAUAAAUUUACCUCUUCCCAAACAGGAGGAACCUUGUUGUAGCCCUUUUCGCUGUUGGUGUUGUCGUGUGAAGCAGCUCAUUGGUUUGGUUAAGCGAAAGAAUACCUCAGGUGAACGAGAGGCACGACGCGUAAUUACAGUCACAAUCGAAUAUAUCAAGUAUAGUAAUCUUGAUACACCCUCAAAUACGCGUCUACUCAGCGAUGGAGAACAGUUAGCCCAUUACAAACAGAAAUUCAAAUUGGAAGAACAACUGGAAUUCUAUUUAUUCAUGAGCACAGAUUUGAAUGCAAGCACUUUUGAGGUGAAGAAGAAAGACGCAGAAGAUUUCUGUCGAACAGUGAUGCAACUGAAAGGAAUGAGAGAUCAGUAUCCAUCUGAAAAUGAAUUAGAUCAAAUUCUCAAUCAAUCCAUUAAGAAAACAGUCGGUAUGGUAUUUCGCGAACCAACGAUGUCACUUCGAUAA
This is a messenger RNA of Rotaria socialis, 1053 nucleotides long. The record is from the annotation of a GenBank genome assembly. Lineage: Eukaryota; Metazoa; Rotifera; Eurotatoria; Philodinida; Philodinidae.